AUGCAGAACCUCUCGUAUCUGAAUCCAAAUUCCAUCUCCCAUUGGGCCGCGGCACCCGAGGUCUGUUGGACCAAGUACUAUUUGCCCGAUGGGUACUCGGAGAAGAGCGACGUGUGGUCGGUCGGGAUCACGGCCCUUGAGCUGGCGUACGGGGCCGUUAAGGUGACGAGCAGGCAGGAGCUCGAUAGGAUGGUCAGGGAGAUUAGCGCGAAGGGGAGGCUCCCGAGGAGGUCAGAUGAGAUGAUGAACUUUUCCGGGAGGAUCACGAGCGAGGAUUCUAAGUACAGUAAGGUGUACUCGAGAUGGUUCGAGUGCAUGGUGGUCGGCUGUCUGCAUAGGAAUCCGAGCAAGAGGCCUAGCGUAAUUGAGCUUCUCCGGUGUGGGGUGUUCAAUUUUCUAGACAAGAGCAGCGCGUAUAGGCAUCAAGCUUUCGACUUGUUGAGGAGUUGA
Molecule: messenger RNA, 450 nt
Organism: Striga hermonthica
Lineage: Eukaryota; Viridiplantae; Streptophyta; Magnoliopsida; Lamiales; Orobanchaceae
Source: the annotation of a GenBank genome assembly